CUGAUCAAACCUGUUCAUCCACCGCGUGGGUAAAAUUUAGUUCGAACAUAGCCGUGGAGCCCAGUGGUACUACUUUGAUCAACCGGCGUUCAUUUUUGGGAGGCGAGCGAUAUCUGUAAUAGGCGGAGACGCGGACGCGUUUCGCUUCGCUGGUUCAGACGAGACGGUAUCAACAUCGGUUUCCUAGGUUUCCAGCUCGUUUAUGUGUUAGUAUUUUCGCGCUUUGGUCAUCGCCUUGACGCGCAAGCUGCAAUCACGAAGAUAACCAGCAACGCAGCAACCGUCGCAGUUGACAUGUGCUGAAAGUUUGUUUGUUUACCGAGGAUUGCAGUCCUUCUGAACCAGAACCACAAUGGGCCUCGGCAACAUACUUCUGCUGACACAAGCCACAUGCUACACCAUAACACUGAUCUUGUCGGUGUGCACAGUGGUGCCGAUGGCUGUGCACGUGUCCAAGUUUGACGGCCACUGCCUGCUCUAUACUACGGGGACAUUUGACAGCGAUGACGGCCACUUCAUCGCUCGAUGGGCGUCGCCCUUCUACUGCUUUUUUGCGCUGGCCGUUGGUGGACUCAUGGUGGCCGUCUCGUUCAUACAGCUGGCUCGCAUGUCGAUUUUCCUCUACAUGGGCACAGACAGCUCAUUUCUGUCUGCAUUCCUGGACUCCGUGGUCAGCGUCAUUGUGAUGCUUUUGGUCUUCACGACUUCUGUGCUGGUGUCGGACGGCUUCCGGGCAUGGUGCAGGGCCAUCACGCAACGUUUUCCAGCGUGUGAAGACGCAUCGGUCACCCAGAUUAGCAAACCGGACCAUGUAGACACUGUUGGAUUUUACAUGCACGUCGGCACAGCUCAGUUUGGUGCCUGGAGUUCUUGGGUGUGCUGGGUCCUCCAGGCAGUCCUGUGCACACGCAAACUGUGCCUCUACCAUGAACGCGAGAACCUCAUCAUCAGCAUGGCCCGCGAACGACGUCUCCUUAACGCCUCACACGAAUCCCAGCCUCAGACCUUCGACGACACGAUCCCCAUCCUCGACUGAAGGGAGAGGAAGAGAGAGAGAGAUGAAGAUUCAUUGCGCACUCAACUCUGCAACGGCUGCCGCAGCCUUCAACAGAGGCGAAAUUUCCAAGCUCCGAAGUGCGACGGUUUGCUCAAGAUGCAGCCUCGUGCGUUUUCACCCUGAAUUUUGUUCUGAGAUCUGCAGCUUCUGGCGAGGCUGCCUGACUUUGAACAGCGUAUCCGUUAGUGUGGUGGUUGUCGUAUACCCUACCGUAGGUGCUAAAGUCCUUGAGUUUGUUCAUGUCGUGGCUGUUGGGUGCUAUGAGCGUAAGAGGUAUUGUACGCAGUGUAGUGCGAAUGUAAAACCGUAUUGUGUGGGCCUUGACCGUCUUGUGCAUGCAGCACUGUGGGUGUUUUUUAUAUGAGCAACCUUAGAUGCACUGUAAAUGCAAAGCUCCUUGGGUUGUGUUGCAUUACAGCUGUGGACUGGGCUGCACGUGUGAGAGAUCUUCUACAAGACAUUGUGUUUUGACUGUCUUGUGCGAGUAGCAUUGCAAGCGUUUUUAGUUUGAGAGCAAUCUCGCAGCAUUGACAAGCUGGCCUGACAUUUCUUGUGGCUGUGAAAUUGCGUAUCUAUAAGAUAGCUGUGCUAUAGAAUAGUUAUGAACAUGGAGAUUAUUAUUUUUUUCUAGCAUAUAAAUGAUACCUCGGUGAACGAAAGCGUGACACGCAUCCACUCCAAUAGAACCUUUACAAAAACUGUUGGAGUAGCUUACCCGCAGUGCACACUGGGCCGAUCGUGGUGACCGAUGUAUUGCUCAAAUGCUGAUUGAUGCCCAGCAGCUAGUGCAUUGUUCUUGCUUUUUUGCAUUUCUUUUCAUCAUAUUCAAUGCACAAGAACAAUAGCAAUGUUGCAACUGCCCAGUAAGCACUAUUUUAAAACUGCGUGUGAUGGCCACCUUGUUUUGGGCAUGUGGGAAAGCCAUCUUGGCGUUCCCUUAUAGGGUCUGUUACUGGGUGAUUCUGUUUACAGAUCAAAAGGAAGCUGUUUGUACUGCUCUUUCUCCUGUCUGAUGACUCCCUGUGUGAAGUAACGUGGAGCCUUAUAUUCCAAUUCCUCGUAGUGUGGAGACAAUCCCCAAGGAUUGCUGUCUGACUGGCUGAAGCAGUUUAAGCAGCAGGGUUCAUACGUGCGUGACAAAAAAAAAUGAAAUCACAUUGACGGUGCGCUUGCAACAAAGGACUCUUGCUUGAAACCAAGCAAAAAGACUAGCAUCAGUUUUGAAGCCGCGGUGCCCUUGCAGCCGCGUUGUUCCAGCUGUGCCUUGUGCUGUGGAAGUUGAUGUCAGGGUUGUAGAAGACUGCAGUUUGUCAAGAGAUCUUGGAAGCCGCAGAAUGUGUUGCUGUUCACUGCAGCCUGUGCAUAAUCAACGCUACUUGCAUUAGUUGAACCAGCUUACUUUCACUGCUUCGCUCAUUCAAACUGUGCUCCUUGGGGAUUGAAAUUAGAAAACAUCCUGGCCUUGUAAAAUUUUUGCAUGGGCUCCUUGUAAAAUUUUUGAUGUUCAAAACAGAGUCAAGCCUAAAGUGGCAAACACAUGUGCAUCAAAACUGAUAUAUGGAACAACACGAACAGAUGGCUAAAUUCAGAUUGUUUGAACCUGUUGGAAGCCUUUUGUAUGCGCUGAUGUGGUUAGUCGUGCGACGUGUUCAAUGGGUUUUAAGUAUAUCUGUUGCACACUUUGUGUUGUUACUCCGACUAAAUGCAUUAUCUAUUCUACCUAAUCAACCCACUUUUUCAAAGCUUUACCCUACCAAGUAUGUGGUGUACAGAUUGUUGUUUGUUAGUUAUUGCGCAGUCACUGCUUUCAUUGAGAAAAAGCUCGCUGCGUGUCAAACUUAGGUUAUUCUAUCAAGCGAAUAGCUUUCUUUGGCUCUUCCCUCUGUUUUCGUGGUUGUCGGCUGGAAUUUCUCCACUGAUUAAUGAAAAUGUAGUGCUUUAGGGAGGAGUAGGAGGGAGGUUGCCGUAGAAAUCGAGCAGUGGCCAGAAAGUAGGUCACCAGGGGAUAGGGAAAGGUGCUGAUGUCUCUGGACCUUGCCAUUUGGUUGGACAAGCACUCGCAUCAUGCCAUAGGUUACUGAACAUUGUGGGUAAGCGAAGUGGCAGGCCAGUGUGCUGCAACGGCUGUCAACCCACAUGGACAGCCUCAGUGGACAGGGUCAAAUUCCUCGAUCUCGCGGGGAAAUGAAGUUGGAAAAGCAACAGGAAGGUUAAGGUCAAUGUGUGGAUGCCACGACCACCGAGGAAUGAGUAGGAAUGUUGUACCAAUAACGCAAGGCUCAGCAACAAUGUGCAAAUGUUAUGGACCGCAGAGGACUGAGUAGGAACGUUGCACCGACUUUCAGAGACAAUUAGGUGGAUUCAGAAAGCCAUUCGCUUACAUUGACAAUCAUCUUCGAUGGCGUCUGCAUAAUUUAUUUCGAUGAACAAAUUUAAGCGCUUCCUGGUCUUUAACAAACAUGGUUGUAGCGGCAUUAAGUCGUGGUUUUGAAAUCUGCAGCAUGGAUUGUUUUGAGAUUACAGAGUUAGUUUUUUAAAGGACACGACUGAAAAGUGCUAAGUCAGUUUAAACUGGUAGAGUGCUCCUUAGAGUUCCAGUUGCAUUAGCAAGAAAAGGCUUGAAGGUGUUGCGUGGAAAGUGAAAGCCAGACAUAUUUCUUGAAUUUUGCAUCCAGAUGUUGAUGCUGAAUGUGUAAGCAUGAUGUUGUAAGCUUCAUUGUAUUCUUGUAUUUAUGGGACAAUUUUUUUAAAUGCCAUAAGAGUUUUACAAAGUUUCUAGGUUUAAGUGCUUGCCUUCAUGUUGAGCUCAAUGUUAUCCUUAUCUAUAGACAAACACAUAAGAAGUACUCAGCAGACAUUAUCGAAAUACACAAUGUCAUUGGUGGAAUGUCACAGGUUUUAUCAUGUAUUUUAGUAAUCUUAGUAAUAUUUCCAAAAAACCUGCCCAGUUUCAUGUUCACUUGCUUUUGAAUUCAACGUUAUGUUUACAAUUGUAGACAAAGGUACUUCUAUUCCUGAGCAGCCAGCGUUGAAAUACUUGAUUCCACAGAGAACAAGGACCGAAACUUGAAGCUCGUGUCAGCCCCUAUUCUUCUUUCUGGUCUCUUGUUUGCAUAUCACGCAUCAUAUCACAGCAAGAGUGGCCUGUUAGGUAUUCCAGGAAUCAUUCUUUUUUAAAUGACUCUUUUCAUUUUUCAUUAUUUUUGCCCUUUGGCAUUUGCUCACGCAAAGCCAUUCUUCCCAGUAGUGGCUAGUCGGCAAUACAGGUAGUAAAUGAAUAAGACCAUAGAAAAGAGAUUCCUUACAGAAUAGGGCCUGAGGACUCUAAACUGCCAAUAUAGCAGGAACACUGAAGGAAAAUAUUCCGUUGACUGAAGGAAAAUAUUCAGUUGCUUCAGAUCACUAGAGUAAUUGUCUAGAAUUCUGUCAUCAUUUUCUGUAUUACAGUUUAUGACUAGAAUAGUGCCACUAAAGGUCCCACUACUACUCAAUUUGAACCGCUUGUGUCAAAACGGAUGAGCCAACGUGAUCCCCGUGUGACUUCCCCCUCUGUCGCUCUCUGAAUCGGCCACUGCUGACAUCACGAAGUACCAUAGUCUACCACAGGUAGCGCCAUCCUGAUCUUUCAUUUUAGUCAUUUCCUCAAUUUCAAAGGCUCUUUUCUCACUACGGAUAAUGAAUUUGUUAUUACGGGAGCUUAAUCUUUAAAUUAGGUAGAUUUAAUAUUUUUCUUUGGGAUCCCUUUAAUGGCUGUACCAUUAUGUAGCAUUUUAAUUUACAGCAGCUUCUUGUCUGUUGGUGAUGCUAAUUUUAUAUGCAUACUCUUGAAUGCACAUUUAUACAAUGCACAGUGGCAUGGGGUUGUUGGCUGGUUCUCUUCUUGGUCCUGUCUAUGUGAUACAGCAAUUGAGCGUGCCAUUAAUGUAAUGCAUGCUUUUUGCUUGGCCACCUUUUUUUUUUUGCUUGCUAAUGGUCCUUCACUUGUUUUGUUGAUGUACUAACUUUCUUUUACACUGCCUCUAUUUGAAUUUGUGCACCUCUAUGUUUUACUAACUCUGUUGGGAGAUUGUAGCCAAUGGUGUUCAGAACAAGUCAAAUUUUUUAGCUAUAACUGAAAAAAUAUGCACACAGUUUUUGUUUGACGCCUUGCAACAAAUGCGUAUGCACAAGGUGCUUGCCGUAAAUGUUGCCUGCUUUAAGUGGAAUUGCUUGCUCAGAAGUUGAGUGUCUCGCUAUACCUUAAGUGGCAGUUGAACAUUUGACUUGUGAAUGCAAAUUUCAUCUUUAGCUACUGUCAGGCCAUGUAUAUUUCAACUGUUAUGAACACUCGAGUCUUGCCUAAAUUAUUUGAAGAGAUAUAGUGCAAAACAUAAUUGUGUCUUAUUGUAUGAAAUAAUAUGUGCAGAAUGAUUUUGUGCGGAUUGCAUGAGUGAGUGACAGGCCAUUGCUUUCACUAAUUGCAGACAAGAGAGAGUUCUUAAGCAUAUAUGAGAUACAGGAGCCUAUAUAUAUAGCACGCUCAGUGGUGCGAUCUUGUUGCACUGCCCGUCAAAAUACAUAGCAACCUCAAUAUGAAAUGUGAGUGUGUUUUGACUACCUAUUUAUUUCUUGGGAACGCUCCUGUCGUGAGUCGUUACUGGCUAUGUUGCUCUUCCCAGAAAGGUGAGAAAGAUCGGAUUAGGCAACUUCAACAUGAUAAGUGCAAACAUAUGGGGCUAGCCAGAAUUUUGAAAUUCGUAAGCAUUAAUAAAAAUUACAAAUUAUAAUGAAUUCAGUGUACUUUAAAUAGCAUGUUUCGAAGGUGUUGAGUUUGCUCCCUACAGCGCUAAUCAACAUCUGAUGCAGGUUUUUAUUGGUUCUGUUGGAACAAACAUUGAGGAGUUUGUUGAAUGACUGUUGAGCAUGCGCCAAGUGAAAACUGUGACUGAGUAUGGGACAACGCCUUUGCUUUAAAGGGUCGCUUGUGUGAUACUCCUUUUUAUCAGGAAGGAAAUCUUAGUGUGUUACGAGUGUAUUUGUUGAGCAUGUGUUGUGCAAAUUAAGUUGCAAGUUUGUCAUGCAACUGUGUAUACUUUUAAGAUUCUUGUGCUUAGCUUUAUUUAUACUAGGUAUAUUCCUAUAAAGCGCAAUACAUUAAAUGUUAUUUCACAGUG
Molecule: messenger RNA, 6210 nt
Organism: Dermacentor andersoni
Lineage: Eukaryota; Metazoa; Arthropoda; Arachnida; Ixodida; Ixodidae
Product: transmembrane protein 179
Source: RefSeq, a predicted model, not a curated record